AUGCAGAUUUUUAACGUCAUGCCGCUUGUGGCUCUUUUUGCCCUGGGCGUUACAGCCGCCCCUAUGCCAACAACUACGGACAUGCAAGCCUCCCCUGCAAACCGGGUAGAUUCCACAAUCCUGCCAGCUCAACAUUUUGACAACAUUCACCAAAAGCGCCAGUCUUAUUACGUGUGCCGUGACUGCAACAGGCAAUUCAAAACUGAAAAGGCGUUGCAAAACCAUAAAGACAGCACGAUUCACCCUUGA
Messenger RNA from Pyricularia pennisetigena, 249 nucleotides. RefSeq lists its product as uncharacterized. Lineage: Eukaryota; Fungi; Ascomycota; Sordariomycetes; Magnaporthales; Pyriculariaceae. The transcript has a single exon. Bases 1 to 249 code for a protein of 82 amino acids. The record is from RefSeq and is a predicted model, not a curated record.